This is a messenger RNA of Cavenderia fasciculata, 696 nucleotides long. RefSeq lists its product as uncharacterized. NCBI's taxonomy places the organism in Eukaryota, Evosea, Eumycetozoa, Acytosteliales, Cavenderiaceae. Gene Ontology annotation, biological process: intracellular transport. Gene Ontology annotation, cellular component: BLOC-1 complex; transport vesicle; extrinsic component of membrane. The transcript has 3 exons. The record is from RefSeq and is a predicted model, not a curated record. The coding region runs from base 1 to 696 and encodes 231 amino acids.
AUGACAGACAAUACAGAUAAUUCGAGUAGUAAUACCACUACAAAUGAAAAUGAAACUACUACAUCCACUUCUACUACCUCAACAACAGAGACAACAACAAAUAAUAAUAAUGUAAAUAAUAACACCAACAACAAUGAAAAUACUACUACUACAACUACAACUAACAAUAUACAACAACAACAACAACCACCACAAGUCCAAUCUUCAUUAUUUGUACCAACACCAAUACAUACAAUAGAUAUUGAAAAAGAGUUAUUAAAAUCUGUACCUGAUCUCACUGAAGGUCUAUUAUUGAUGACUAAAAUACCUUUGGAUGCAAUCACUUUAAAACUUUUAGAAUUACAAAAAGAACAACAAAUAUUAUUAUCAUUGGUCGCAAAUGAAAAUCUAAAGUUACAAAGUGUAAAAGAUGUAGAUAUUAUCAUUGAAAAUAUUACAGAAUAUUUGGUAAAGAUUCAAUCGUUGAAAAAGGAUAUGAACAACGUUCAAGAAAGAGUGGUCAAGAUGAAAAAGAGAGCUGGAGCACUACGAGAAAAGAAACAAUUGCAUCUGGUAUCUUUAAAUGAACGUGUUGAAAAGGCACUACAAAGAGAACGUGAUAUGAUGGCUAAACCAACUGCACAACUACUUGUACAACAACAACAACAACAAAAUCAAAAAGCUAGACAACCAUUAAAUACAAAUGUUAAUUUGUAA